Molecule: messenger RNA, 1344 nt
Organism: Closterium sp. Naga37s-1
Lineage: Eukaryota; Viridiplantae; Streptophyta; Zygnematophyceae; Desmidiales; Closteriaceae
Source: the annotation of a GenBank genome assembly
AUGGCUCGGCCGAGUGUGCCGGGCGCGGAGUCAGCUCCGACAGAGGAGACGUGGUACCCGCUCGUUCUGGGGGACUCCUUCCGCCCCAACGCGCCCGUCCAGUACUACACGCUCCGAUGUGCGUUUGCGCGUGCGCCUAUAACGGGGAUGCUCUCUGAACUGUACGAGUUCAAGCCCGCGUCGAUAGAUUCCGCGCGCCCAGGCACGCUGCGGCGGGGCGGGGAGAGCCGCGGGGAGAGCAAGGUGGGGGUGGAGCUUCCGAACAACCAGCCGGGGAAGCCGCCACUGGAAUUCGAGGGCCACGUGGACCCGUGUCGCGACCAGGAGGGGCUUGUCCUUUUCGACGGGCGCUCCUUCCGCCUGGAGCGCCUGCACUACGCCGUGCGCAACCUGCGCCACAUCCGCCUCGCCAAGGAGAAGCCCACGGGGACGGCGGGCACAGUGGGGGCGGACGCGGGGGGGGUGGCGGGUGGUGGAGCAGGGGGAGCGGGCGGGGGAGAUAAGGGAGGCGCGGGUUUCGGAAGCGGAGGAGGAGGAGGCGGAGGAGGGUGGAAUCUGAACUUGGACGAGGGGAAGGGGUUUGGCGGCGCGGGAGGUGGGCAUGGGAGCAGGGACGGGGAUGGUGGCGGAGAGACAGGUGGUGCAGGGCAAGCAGGGAAGAAGCCACGAGAGCGUGACGGAACAGCCUCAGCAGCAGCAGCAGCCAAGCGCAAAAAAGGCAACGCUGCUGCUGCAGCAGCAGCAGCAGCGGACACGGCGGCAGGGAACGAGGCGGGUGCCAUGCCAGGCUCCUUGUCUUCCGCAGUGGCCGCUGCUGCUGCCGCUGCAGCUGCUGCUCGGGAGAGCAAGGCGGCUGCUGGUGGGGGAGCAGGCGCAGGCGGUAGAGGAAGAGGUGCGGGCGAGGGGGUGGGUGCAUCAGGCGCUGCCCAUGGUAGCAAGUCGAGAGAUUACAGUGGAGAGAUGGGCAGAGGUGCUGCUGGUGCUGCUGCUGGUGGUGGAGGAGUAGGAGGAGGAGGGAUGGGUGAUGGUGCAGGAUGGGCGAACACAGCCACUGGUUCUUCUGUUUCCGGGUUAACAUCUCGGGAUUCUUCGGGAGUUGGUUCCUCAUCUUUCUACACAAACAAGGCAGCGGGUGUUGAGCAGAUUGAGCUGGGGGUUGGUGGGGAGGAGGAAGAGGAGGAGGUGGAAUAUGAGGAGAUCGAGGUUGAGGAGGAAGAGGAGCAGGCAGCAGGGGAUGCACCUGCGUCUGGGGCUGGGACUACCUGGCUUGGAUUGGACCCAUUUGCUCUGUGGUGGGCUGUGCCUGCCUGUCAUUUAUUCCAUUGCCCAGCUCCAGCACCAUAG